Messenger RNA from Puntigrus tetrazona (Sumatra barb), 2766 nucleotides. RefSeq names its product melanophilin a (gene mlpha). Gene Ontology annotation, molecular function: actin binding; myosin binding; small GTPase binding. The transcript is spliced from 15 exons. Gene Ontology annotation, biological process: intracellular protein transport. The record is from RefSeq and is a predicted model, not a curated record. NCBI's taxonomy places the organism in Eukaryota, Metazoa, Chordata, Actinopteri, Cypriniformes, Cyprinidae. Gene Ontology annotation, cellular component: cortical actin cytoskeleton. Bases 145 to 1860 code for a protein of 571 amino acids.
CUCUGCCACAACAUUUCAUUUGAAAAACCAGACAUGUGAUUACGAUUGCCAUACCUCUGACUAUCCUCCCAUUAUCUGCCUCAUCCCGAGAGACUUGGCAAGAGCAGCUACUUGUCUGCAAGCAAGAUCAACUAAGCUCCGAACAUGGACACGAAGUUGGACCUGUCCAGGCUAACAGAAGAGGAGGCCAAACAUGUGUGGGAAGUCAUUCAGAGAGACUUCGUCCUUAGGAAAAAGGAAGAGGAGAGGCUUGGGGAGCUUAAAUCCAAGAUUGAUAAGGAAGAAUCAAAGAGGGAGCUCCUGGGAUCUCAGUCCAACCUGGCGGACUCUCACUGCAUCCGCUGUCUGCAGCCCUUUAAGUUCCUGGUGAACAGCAAGCGGCAGUGUAUCGACUGUAAACUUUUCACCUGCAAGACCUGCAGCCGCUACAACAAAAAGGAGCGCGGCUGGGUAUGCGACCCCUGCCGCAUGUCCAGGGUCCUGAAAAUCGGAACCUUGGGGUGGUACCAUGACAACGUCCGCUCUCGCUUCAAGCGCUUUGGCAGCGCGAAAGUGAUGAGGUCACUGUACAAGAGAUUAAACGAAGAGGGUCACCGUGAUGAUGACACACAGAGCAUGCCUGAUGUGCGCAAUGCGUAUAACGGGCAUGAAGAUGAACAUCUGGAUGUAACUGAAGCUCAACGGUAUAAGCAGAUGCGAAAGACUAAGCGUCUUCUCUCUGUCCACCCCAUGGAUCUUGACAUGGACGACUAUAGCGCUCACUCUCGCAGACAGUCUGUCCAGUACAUCCAUGAAGACAGAGGUCAGCGAAACGAUAUAGAGUACAACUCUGACAUGUACCAUCACCACAAUCAUCGCAUGAACCGCAGGAAAAGCCUCGACAGGUUCUCGCGCCCAGAUGAUGGCAUAUACUCUGAACACAGAAUGGUACGUGCUCGCUCUCUCUCUAAAAUCAACUCCUCUGUGGCCCCGCGCCAGAUCUAUCUGGACACUUCAGAGGAGGAGGAUAUGAUCCGUUACCCCGUCUAUCAGCUGCCCUCACGCCGCCGCAGUCGAGCAUCCUCUCAGGAAAACAUUCAUCAGAGCGCCCCACCGAUCAAUGAACUCAGCAAAAGAAUGUCUGCCAUUGAGAGUCUUUUAAAUCGACUGGAAGAGAAAAUUACCUUGCCUUCAGAUCAGCCUGUCCACCCCACGGCAGGACAGAUGGAGGAGGAGAAGCUGAGGAGAAAACUAGAUGAGCUGAUGAGUGACAAGGCGCUUUCCUCUGAUGAGGAAGAGCCGAAGAGACCUCCUCAGUCCAAAGGGUCCGCUGUGAGGGGGGUUCAGGCUCCAGUGGCCCCAGUAUCCCAAGAACCCUUGAGUUCAUCCAGCGAUGAGAUGCCCACCGAAGCACAAAAGAGAUCCACCGCGGCGGCCCUAUGCGACAUCACAACUGAGAUUCUAAGAACAAUUAAUGCCACAGAAAGCGCUAUGAACGAGUUGGCCCCCUCAAAUCCUAAUGACAGACUUCAGUUAGCGGCCACAGAGCUUAAGCAGGCUGAUGAUGCAUACAGGGAACUUGAGGAAAAUGUGUACAUGACUGCAGGGAAGUCCUUUGAUAUGGCUAGAAAGUUGCAAAUGAUUGAGCAGAAUGCCAAGAAUCACUACGGAGGCCCAUUAACUGAUUCAGAGCUCUCUGAACUGGAGGACCAGGUUGCUGUGGCAGCUGCCAAAGUUCAGAGCACAGAAAGUGAGGUCUCAGACAUUGAGGGCAAGAUAGCUGCUUUAAGUACUAAAGGAUUAUCAUUUGAUAAAGCCAAGAAAAAGGCACUGAGUAUACAACAAAAAAGGAAGUUUUCCCAAGACAGGGUACACUAUUAAGUGUAAAGGACAUCAUGUUCGCCUCUGUAACACGUUGCAUAUUUCCUGUUGUGAUAUCUGUGGAUAUGUUAUCUGACACUUGAUAUCUGUGCCUAUAAAUUAGUAUUUUACUUCACGAUGUGUUCAAGAUUUUUGACACCGAUCUUGACUUAAUACUAGUAAACCCUUUGUCUUGUGUAAAUUGUAUUAAGCAAGUUAAUCAAAUGCCAAUCUAGCUAAAAUCAGUAUUAGUAAAAUAAUAAAAACGUUUACAGUAAACAUGUGUCAAACAAGUAUUCAUGUCAAGAAAAAACGUGACAUUUUAUAAAUAAAAAAGGUUGUUUAAUCAAGCUAUAAAUGUUAAAUUAAACAUCUAACACUCAAAUGUACCCUUAGAAAAUACAUUGUAAAACAACUUCUUUGUCAUGCUUUUCCUGCUUGAAGAAAGAUAUUAAUUUGCACAAGUAAACUCUGGUUUGCUGGUCACCCAGUCUGUUAACUAGCUUUAAAUAACAGCUGGCCGAGGCUAAGAGAGCAUCUUUUUCAGGAGGGCUUUUGUCUUCUGAACAUUAUCAGAUAUUAUUUUUUAUAUAGAUAAUGCAACCCAAAGUUUGAGGCACCAUUACAAGAAGGGGAUAGCCGUUGGAUGCUAACGAGCCAAGACUUCUCCUCUUUGCUGCAUUCGCGUGCUGCCCUCUAGAGGAGAAGGCGUUCAAUCCUAAACGGCACAAACCAUGUAUUUGGGAAUAUUCUAUUCUUCAAGUAAACAGAAUUUAAUAUAUAUUAGAUUAUAGUUAGAAUUAUGAGAUUACAUUAUUAGGCUGAAUAAAGCGGUAAAACAACGCAAAUGACACAUAAUAAAAGUGAAACAUCAAAAAAUGUGGCUCUUUUUUUUUAUAUAAAGACCAUGAAAAUGAUGAUAUGAAA